Cuscuta campestris is the source of this 585-nucleotide messenger RNA. The record is from the annotation of a GenBank genome assembly. NCBI's taxonomy places the organism in Eukaryota, Viridiplantae, Streptophyta, Magnoliopsida, Solanales, Convolvulaceae.
GAUUUUGUUUUAAACGCUAUUCACCCCCCCUCUAGCGUUGGGCCUUUAUUCUAACAAUUGGUACCGGAGCCAUACUCUCUGAAAAACUUAACCGUUUGAGAGAAACGAUCAAUGGCUUCUACUCAAAGUUCAUACGCAGGUUUAGGUGAAGGGCAAUCCACCACGAGGCCUCCGUUGUUUGACGGGACAAACUACACCUAUUGGAAGGAGCGGAUGAGGAUUUACAUUCAAUCCACCAACUUUCUCCUUUGGAGAAUUAUCAAAAAUGGUGAAGACGUGCCAAUGAAGAAGGUUGAGGAAACCAACGUCCCUAAGACCGAGAAUGAAUAUGAUGCACAAGACAUCAAGAAAGUGGAAAACAAUGCCAAGGCCAUCAACAUCAUCUAUUGUGCUGUUAACCCGGAUGACUACCGGAAGAUCAAGCCAAAAUGCCCAAAUGCCAAAAACGAGAAGGAGAAGAAACCGUUCAAGAAGCACCGAGCUUACAUUUCAUGGGGAGGUGAUUCCAGCGAUGAGUCAUUGGAAGGCGAAGAGAAUGAAAGCGCCAACCUUUGCCUCACGGCACAUGAGGAACCACCGGAAGAG